This is a messenger RNA of Momordica charantia (bitter melon), 1005 nucleotides long. RefSeq lists its product as uncharacterized. Lineage: Eukaryota; Viridiplantae; Streptophyta; Magnoliopsida; Cucurbitales; Cucurbitaceae. The record is from RefSeq and is a predicted model, not a curated record.
UUACCCAAAUUUCAGACCGUUGAGAAACCUAAUUCUCCUUUUUCAAAAGAAGAAGAAAAAACCAAAGCUUUUAGUAAUCUCUUGUCUUCACCUCGUUAAACAAAAAAACAGAGCACCCAGAAAGAAAAAACAGAGCUUCUUCAAGCAUUCAACAAUGGCGGACCAAAUCGACCAUCUCCCCUUCCACGCCAUCGACCCCAGAUCUCUACUCCUCCACCAGAACUCCGGUGCCGAUCAACCCAUUUCUCUACGGCUCACGGCGGGGAGUUUUUCGAUGGAAAGAGGGCCCAGGUACAGAGCCUACGCAGAGCUCAGAGAAUCUAAGCUCAGGCGGAGGAACGCGAGGUACUGCGACGGCGAGGCGCCGGAAAAACCCACGCCGCCGGCGAAGAAGCAGGUCAAGUUUCUGGGUUCGGAAACCGUUCGGAAGAGGUCGGCGGCGGUGGCGCAAUCGGUGCCGGAUUUCUCCGCAGCGUUGAGGAAGGAGAACAGAAAGCCACCGGCGGCGGCGCUGCCGCCGGUGAUGGAGAUGACGCCACCGGGGAAGACGUGGGGGAAGAACAACGUGGGGCAGGGUCUGUCUAAUUCGAGAGGGAGUAAGUCAGCCAGUGCCGGGGAGAAGAGGGGCGGCGCCGGCGGUGGGUUAACGGCGGCGAGAAAGAGUUAUGCCGGAUUUGAAGAGCUGAAGGGGUUUUCUACGGCGGCGGCGAACGCCAUUAAUGGCGAAAUCAGGAGAGGAGGAAGGAAAGGGAAAACUGUAUUGGGAAUUAGACAGAUUUGAAAAAAAUGAAACAAGUGAUUGAUUUUCAAUGGAAGAUUGAAUACUAUUAUUGUUCUUCCACUUUUUUUUUCCUUCAUUUUGGUGGAAUUGGGUUUGUUGUGUUUUAUUUUUUAUUUUUUGGUUACCGUUAUUGGAUUUGAGAGUACUUUUGAUUCUUUAUUUGUAAUGAAUAUCUGAAGUUGUCGGAAAUAAUGAAGUGAGAUUAAAAAGAAUCUUAUUAUUAA